This is a messenger RNA of Ochotona princeps (American pika), 2357 nucleotides long. RefSeq names its product intraflagellar transport 70B (gene IFT70B). The transcript has a single exon. The record is from RefSeq and is a predicted model, not a curated record. Gene Ontology annotation, biological process: intraciliary transport. Gene Ontology annotation, molecular function: intraciliary transport particle B binding; protein binding. Bases 111 to 2111 code for a protein of 666 amino acids. NCBI's taxonomy places the organism in Eukaryota, Metazoa, Chordata, Mammalia, Lagomorpha, Ochotonidae. Gene Ontology annotation, cellular component: intraciliary transport particle B; axonemal microtubule.
UUCUUUUUCUUUCUUACGGGAUUCCCUACCCGGUAAAUUCAACUCCGAAAAGACUUCCGUUUCCGGUGGCCGCGUUGCCGCGGUAACGAGUCCUUGCAGAAAGCUUGGCUAUGAUGGCGGGGCUGAGCAGCUCGCAGAUUCCGGAUGGGGAGUUCACGGCGGUCGUGUACCGGCUCAUCCGGGAUGCCCGGUACGCCGAGGCCGUGCAGCUGCUGGGCGGAGAGCUGCAGCGCUGCCCCAAGAGCCGCGCCGGCCUCUCCCUGCUGGGCUACUGCUACUACCGCCUGCAGGAGUUCGCGCUGGCGGCCGAGUGCUAUGAGCAGCUCAGCCAGCUGCACCCAGAGCUCGAGCAGUACCGCCUGUACCAGGCCCAGGCCCUGUACAAGGCCUGCCUGUUCCCAGAGGCCACCCGGGUCGCCUUCCUCCUGCUGGACAACCCCACCUACCACAACCGGGUGCUCCGGCUGCAAGCUGCCAUCAAGUACAGCGAGGGCGACCUGCCUGGGGCCAGGAGCCUGGUGGAGCAGCUGCUCAGUGGUGAGGGUGGAGAAGACGGGGGCGGAGAGAAUGAUCCCGAUGGCCAGGUCAACCUGGGCUGUUUGCUCUACAAGGAGGGACAGUACGAAGCUGCGUGUUCCAAGUUCUUUGCUGCCCUGCAGGCCUCGGGCUAUCGGCCUGACCUUUCCUACAACCUGGCUUUGGCUUAUUACAGCAGCCGGCAGUAUGCCUCAGCCCUAAAACAUAUCGCCGACAUUAUUGAGCAUGGCAUCCGCCAGCACCCAGAGCUAGGUGUGGGCAUGACCACUGAGGGCAUUGAUGUUCGCAGUGUUGGAAACACGUUAGUCCUGCACCAGACUGCCCUGGUGGAGGCCUUCAACCUCAAGGCAGCCAUUGAAUACCAGCUGAGAAACUAUGAGGCAGCUCAGGAAGCCCUCACCGACAUGCCCCCCAGGUCAGAGGAAGAGUUGGACCCCGUGACCUUGCACAACCAGGCACUAAUGAACAUGGACGCCAAGCCCACAGAAGGCUUUGAGAAGCUCCAGUUUUUGCUUCAACAGAACCCCUUCCCACCAGAGACUUUCGGCAACCUGCUGCUGCUCUACUGUAAAUACGAGUAUUUUGACUUGGCUGCAGAUGUCCUGGCAGAAAAUGCCCAUCUGACCUACAAGUUCCUCACACCCUAUCUCUUUGACUUUUUAGAUGCCAUGAUCACUUGCCAGACAGCUCCCGAUGAAGCCUUCAUUAAGCUGGAUGGGCUGGCAGGGAUGCUGACAGAGCAGCUCCGGAAACUCACCAUACAAGUACAGGAAGCAAGACACAGCAGAGAUGAUGAAGGAAUCAAAAAGGCAGUGAAUGAGUACGAUGACACCCUGGAGAAGUACAUCCCCGUGCUGAUGGCUCAGGCAAAAAUCUACUGGAACCUUGAGAAUUACUCGAUGGUGGAGAAGAUCUUCCGCAAAUCUGUGGAGUUCUGUAACGACCACGAUGUGUGGAAGCUGAACGUCGCUCAUGUUCUGUUCAUGCAGGAAAACAAGUACAAAGAAGCCAUCGGGUUUUAUGAGCCCAUAGUCAAGAAGCAUUACGAUAACAUCCUCAGUGUCAGUGCUGUUGUAUUAGCUAACCUGUGUGUUUCCUACAUUAUGACAAGUCAAAAUGAGGAGGCUGAAGAGCUGAUGAGGAAGAUUGAGAAAGAGGAAGAGCAGCUCUCCUAUGACGACCCAGAUAAGAAAACCUAUCAUCUGUGCAUUGUGAAUCUGGUGAUAGGAACACUCUAUUGUGCCAAAGGAAAUUAUGAUUUUGGCAUUUCUCGAGUGAUCAAAAGCUUGGAACCUUAUAAUAAAAAACUGGGCACUGAUACCUGGUACUAUGCUAAGAGAUGUUUCUUGUCUUUGUUAGAAAACAUGUCAAAACACACAAUCAUGCUACGUGACAGUGUCAUUCAAGAAUGUGUUCAGUUUCUAGAAAACUGUGAACUUUACGGCAGAAACAUACCUGCUGUUAUAGAACAACCCCUGGAAGAAGAAAGGAUGCAUAUUGGAAAGAAUACAGUCACAUAUGAAUCCAGGCAGCUAAGAGCUUUGAUUUAUGAGAUCAUAGGCUGGAAUACUUAGUAAUGGUUGAUAAUGGCUUUUAUUAUGGUUCUGGUUUGUAAAUCUUGCACUGUAUUAUUUGUACUUAGCUUUUGGCAUCCUUAUACUUGUUAUAUGUUGCAUUUUGUACUCAUUAGCAUUAUAACAAAAAUGUUAGAUAAAGGUUUGAGUUUUAAGUAUAGAACGCAUUGAAAUAUUGUACAAGUUUUUCUCCAGCUGCAGCUAUGAAAUAUUCAAAACUGAUAAAGAAUGUUGUUUCUAAUAGUA